UUGAGCGGAAACAGGUUCGCUAACAGAGUCUGCGCAGUUGGGGGAACGCGCUUGUGCGCUUGCGCCCUUCUGAGGCGCCAGGUCAGGCACACAGUUUGAAUUUUAGUUCUGGAAGCAGAUCAGCUUUCACGGAUCCGCGUUUUGGCAGUAGACUGGUUCACUCACGCCCCAGCCGCAGCGAAGGAUCUUUGCUCCCACACUCCGCGAGGUCCCUGGCCCGGAAGCCGCCGGAGUCAUCGCUUAGCAGACGCUCGAAAGAUGGCCUCAGAUCUAGAACAGUUAUGCUCUUAUGUUAAUGAGAAGAUUGGCAAUAUCAAGAAAAUUCUGUCAAUAAGAAGUCUUGGCCAAGCACCUGCCUUGAAGACCACCUUAAGUAAAAUAGGAGAUGAGAUCAUUACAGUAAAUGAACUCCUAAAUAAGUUUGAAUUGGAAAUUCUGUAUCAAGAACAAACCAACAAAUCACUUAAGGAGCUCUGUGCAUCUCUGGAAGACGAUUUUAAAGAUGUGGAGCAUCUCAAAGAACACAUUCCUUCCUAUUUGCCUCAAGUGACAGCGACCCAGAGCUUGGUUAACCAGUCGGAUCUGGAUCCUAAAGAACUAGUCGAAGCUGAGGAGCCUGUACUGGCAAAGAAGCCUCCCAAAGAACAGAAAGUUAUUAAGGAAAUGCACUUUAUAACUACUGAUGAAUUCAAUGGUGUUCCUGCGUACAUGAAAUCCCGCUUAACAUAUUGUCAAAUUAAUGAUGUUAUUAAAGAAAUUAAUAAAGCAGUAGUUAGUAAAUACAAGAUUGUGCAUCAUCCAAAAGCAUCUAUGAAUUCUGCGAAGAGAAAUCUCUACCAAAGGUUUAUUAAUGAAGAAACAAAGGAUACAAAAGGUCGUUACUUCAUCGUGGAAGCUGACAUAAAGGAAUUCACGGCUUUGAAAGCUGACAAGAGGUUGUAUGUGAUCUUGAACAUCCUGCGGCAUUGCCAGAGACUGUCAGAGGUUCGAGGGGGAGGACUCACCCGAUAUGUCCUAACCUGAGGCUUUUGCAGGCUUGGGACUGACUGGCAGGAUAUAGGGCGUAGAGGAUAGUCUUGAAAUUUCAUAUGUAAUGUUUUUAGCUUCUGCAUUUCCUAGUCUUGUUCCUUACAGAAAUAAAACUUUGUUUGGAUAAAGUAUGUGUAUCUUCAAAAUGUACUGCCUUUAGGAACAUCCCGUGGAUGAAACUGGAGCUCAGAGUACACACAUAAGCCAGAGUCAGAACAACAAAUGAUCUCAUAUGUGGAACCUAGAUGGAAAUGAGAUAGGUGUAUAAGUGCAGAUCGUGAGACUGGAAAGGGAAGGGAGAAACGGAAGAUAAUGGGAUGUUGUGAUAGGCGAGCAGAAAGGAGGACUGUCUGGAAACCAGCCCAGGGGUGGGCAUUAGCGAGCACAGGGAAGGACAGGGCAUAAUGACACACGGUGUAUGAGAAUGUAGUAAUGGGACUCAUUCCUUUGUAUGCUAACUUAAAAAUUAAUUUAAAAAAAAUCACUGCCCGAAAAACCAAAAAAAAAAAAGCCGGGCAGUGGUGACGCACGCCUUUAAUCCCAGCACUCGGGAGGCAGAGCCAGGCGGAUCUCUGUGAGUUCGAGGCCAGCCUGGACUACCAAGUCAGUUCCAGGAAAGGCGCAAAGCUACACAGAGAAACCCUGUCUCGAAAAACUAAAAAAAAACAAACAAACAAAAAAAAAAACAUCACUGCCUUGUAGCAGAUAGUCAACACUGCCGUGUCCAGCCUCUGUUUGAGGAGUGCAGUGAAAAGCACAUAAGUUUGGUUAAGUAAACAGUACUGUAGAUAUCAUGAGCAUAGAUUUGAUGUUGAGGAAGAUGAAGGUACCCAAGCCCUCUGGGGUAUAAAAUCUGAUUACUGAGUUUCCAUGUACCCUUAGGGAACAGCUUGCCUAAAAUGCAUUCAGUAUAAGCCAGCCUGUCUGCUUCAGCCUGUAAUGAAGUAUGUUGAGAUGCUGUAAUAUUGUCGUAUAAUAAAUAUGUAGUACAUCUUCA
Peromyscus californicus insignis is the source of this 2026-nucleotide messenger RNA. RefSeq names its product spindle and kinetochore associated complex subunit 1 (gene Ska1). Lineage: Eukaryota; Metazoa; Chordata; Mammalia; Rodentia; Cricetidae. The record is from RefSeq and is a predicted model, not a curated record. The coding region runs from base 259 to 1023 and encodes 254 amino acids. Gene Ontology annotation, biological process: mitotic cell cycle; regulation of microtubule polymerization or depolymerization; cell division. Gene Ontology annotation, cellular component: spindle microtubule; mitotic spindle; outer kinetochore. Gene Ontology annotation, molecular function: microtubule binding. The transcript is spliced from 7 exons.